This is a messenger RNA of Phyllostomus hastatus (greater spear-nosed bat), 8391 nucleotides long. RefSeq names its product synaptotagmin like 2 (gene SYTL2). Lineage: Eukaryota; Metazoa; Chordata; Mammalia; Chiroptera; Phyllostomidae. Bases 830 to 7456 code for a protein of 2208 amino acids. The record is from RefSeq and is a predicted model, not a curated record. Gene Ontology annotation, molecular function: neurexin family protein binding; small GTPase binding. Gene Ontology annotation, cellular component: exocytic vesicle; plasma membrane. Gene Ontology annotation, biological process: intracellular protein transport; exocytosis. The transcript has 21 exons.
GCGGGGGGCUGGAGGCGAGUAGGGGCGGGCCGGGGAGCAGGCUCGGCGCUAUUGGCCCGCCGCCCCGGUGCGGCCCCCGCGCGCAGCGCGCCCGCCGCCCGCGGGAGGAGCCUGCACUCGCAGCCCCGCGCUGACAGCUGCCGGGCGACACCUGGACCGCCGGGCUGGCGAGCGAGCCGGGCAGAGCCGCCAGCGCCCCGCCAGGGGAGAGGAGGCUCGCGCUGCCUGGUCUCCAGGAAGCCAGCAAGCUCCCUUCCUCAGUUUCCCACCUUCUUAAGAGCCAGCUGCGCUGCCCUGAGGGCCGAGUCUCCAGGAAACUGAGAUGGCUGGAUAGUUCUGCUGGGCGGUCCUGUUUCCUGCGACUUUUGAGGACCGGGCCGGGGUUGGGAGCGCUGCCGACAAGACCUGGCUGCAGAGUAACUUCCCCUAGAUUGCUCAGGUAGGUGAUGCUCAGAUGCUGCUCACCUCCCUUGAGUUGGUGACGAGGACCAAAGGAGAAUCAACCGUGUCUAAGACUAGUCCAGAGAAGGCGUGUGAGUGGAAAUGCAGCCGUAGGAACAAGUGACCUGGUUGGCAAGGAAUGCAGUUUCCUCCUCAGAGCCUCUUCUACACGUUGCCCUGCAGACCACUCCUGCCUCAUGGGAAAGGCCGCUUAGGAGUUUGCAAUCGGCCACCUAAAACUUUUGCUGAGCCAUAACAAGACUUUUGCUGCAGAACUGAACAAGAUAUUAUCUCAUUUCACUUUUGCAUCUUUUAAUCAUCCGGGCUACAGUCAGGGUUGUUUAGCUUUGAGAUCCUCAAGCCAGAUUUGUUACUGUUAUUUUUGCAUAUGCCUUUCAAAAUGAUCGACUUAAGCUUCCUGACGGAGGAGGAGCAAGAGACCAUCAUGGAGGUUCUGCAGCGGGAUGCGGCCCUGAAGAGAGUUGAAGAAGAGAGAGUCAGACAUCUGCCUGAAAAAAUUAAGGAUGGCCAGCAGCUGAAGAAUAUGAGUGGCCAAUGGUUUUAUGAAGCAAAGGCAAAAAGGCACAGAGACAAAAUCCACGGCACAGAUAUCAUCAGAGCAUCCAUGAGGAAGAAGAGGCUCCAGGUGGCAGCUGAGCAGAGUGAGGACAGAGAAAAUGGGGCAAAGGAAAGCUGGGUGAAUAAUGUCAACAAAGAUGCUUUCCUUCCCCCAGAGCUAGCUGGAGUUGUAGAAGAGCCAGCAGAAGACGUAGGAGCAGCAAGCCCCAGUUCCACCGUGGUCAAUCCAGCCUCCACUGUGAUUGCUAUGUCUCCGGAAAACUCCAGGAGCUCAGCUGUGUCUCCAGCUAAGCAAAGGAAGAACCCAUUUAAUAGCUCCAAGUUGCCAGAAGAUCACUUAUCUCAACAAACCAAGAAAGAGCAGUCAGCAAAUGGAAGGACUGGUUUCUUUCAGACUUCAAAAGAGGGUGAAUUACCAGGGACAAAAGAAAAGUCAUCUAUCCUGGCUAUUUCGAACCAAAAGUUAGAGAAACCAAAGCAGAAUUUUCCAGGCCCUGAGAGUGGAUCCCAGAUCAGAACUCCAAUCCCCAAAGCCAGGAAAAUGAUCUACAAAUCACAUGAUUUAAAGCAGGAUGAUAACCAGUAUUUUCCUAGACAGAGGACAGACUCCCUAAAUACAAGAGGAGUUCCAAGAGGGAUCCUGAAGCGCAACUCCAGUUCCAGCAGCACAGACUCAGAAACUGUUCGUUUUCAUCAGAACUUUGAACCCAAAAGCAAAAUUGUGUCACCUGGCCUAACCAUCCAUGAGAGAAUUUCUGAGAAGGAGCGCUCUCUAGAAGAUGACUCCUCCUCAAACUCACUGGAGCCAUCAAAGCACGUGAGAUUCUCUGCAGUGAAGGAUGAACUCCCACAGAGUACUGGGCUAAUCCAUGGCCGGGAAGUGGGGGAAUUCAGUGUUUUAGAAUCUGACAGGUUGAAGAAUGGAACAGAAGAUGCCAGAAACAUGGAUGAGUUUUGGAAGGACCUGAAGUCUUCCCAAUACAGAAAGCCUUUGCCUUCACAUCAAUCAGACUCAAGCCCAAGUGCAUUAAAAAAUGAAACACAUCAGCCAAAUACUUCUGGUUCUUUGUCAAUUCAUGGGCACCCUUCUCCCUUGGAGGUUUUAACAGCAAGACCACAGUGCAGUGAGAACUCACCCACCGUCGAUGAACACAAAGCUAAAUCAUCAGAAUUAUCAAGGCUUGAAUCGGAAUUGUCCAAAAACCCUGCUGAUGAACUGUCUCAUGUUGAGCCUGAGCCUUCUCAGGUGCCAGAUCACAGUUCAGGAGACCAUCAGCAAGGUAAGCCUCCUCCUCUCAAGACCUUAAAAGAUGAGACAGUCUCACGCUCUGGUCCACAUGCCACUGAGAUAAGGAAGACAACUGAUGAUUCCAUAUCUAAAGUCUUAGACUGGUUUAACCGAAGUUCUCAUUUAGAUGACAAUAAGUCAUCUCUCCAACAUCUCCGAGGAAUAGAGCCCAAAGAAAAGGCAGACUCAGAAUCACAGAUUGCCACUGCCUUGGUGACAGAUGACAUCAUUCUAAAAGGAAAUGGCUCAAAAGCUCUAUUACCCACCAAAGUUAAAUUGAUGCCUGUGGAAUCUGAUGAAAUGUCCCAGGGAGAAGGAAAUAUGCUGCUUUCUGGAAAGUGCCAAGACAGUAAUGCAAAUCUCAAACCCAAAUCUAUUAAUUUGUCCCAUCAAGGCAAGAAAGGUCCAGGCAUAUUGCAGCCAUUUGAAAUCUACAGUCCAAAUCAAAGGAGUAAAACUAUGGACUUCAGCCAAGCUUCAAAAAACGCAGGAGUGGGAAAUGGAAUACCUCACUCAACCAGUGCUCUCAAGGGAUCUGGUGCAGCACAUCAAGUUCCAUGCAACAUUAAGGAUGUUGGCAGCUUAUGUGAAGAAGAGCCCAAGUUUCAUGUUUAUGAAAAAGACAGAGGAAACACAGAGGUCAAUUUUGACACUUCAAAAAUUGUCAAAGGACCAGGUUUGAAAGACAACAUGAAGGCAGAGAGAGCGAGCAAAGGAGGAGAUACUUAUAUUCUGAAAGCUUCCAUAGAGCCAGAGGGUACUGAGUCACUCCCUGGGGCUCCCCAAAACACAUCUCCUUGGAAGGAGCCUGGGGUCCAACUGCAACAGGAAGCUGGUGAGGUUCCCAAGAACCAAGUGCUAAGGGAGACAUACAAAAGAGUGAGUGACAGAAUAUCCUUUUGGGAAGGUGAGAAAGCUGCACCUAAGUUAACUCAGAAAGAACCCACAUCUUCACACAAUCAGAGACAACCUUUUGCUAAAGCCUAUCAGCCUGUAAAGUCCAUGGGCAGUUUAGCUACAGGCCAGAAUGAAUACAAUCAAGUGACUGCCAAACAAGUGGUCCUUGAUGAGGAUGGCCAACCAGCUCCUCUCUCUGGUUUUCAUUCCUCAAAGAGACCCCAAGAGAUGAGGGCCCAAAUAUCAAGCUCAUCCAAAAAUGAUCUUUCAACUGACCAAUCUGGUCAAGUGUCUCUGUUUCAGAAUAAGAUAAACAAGCCUAUGAAAAGAUUGCCAGGGUCAGACAGUUUACAUUUUGAAAGAGACAUCACUUUGCCAGCACUGCAGCACUCUUCAAAUGCUGGGAGUGAAAUACAUACUUCUUUGGAGAAAGACAGAUCUUUAACUGAUAGAUCAAAUCCCAACUUUAAAGUUAUGUCCCUAAAAGAAAGAAUAGAUGAAUCCAAUACAGAACAGGUUUAUAAUCCCUCUCAAUUUGAGAAUUUAAGAAGGUUUUGGGACUUAGGAAGCAACCCAAACAGUCAGGACAAUGUUGAGAAGAAUACCACCAAAACAAGCCAAAAAAAAUAUGUGCCUUUUAGUAGUCAGAAACACAAAGAAUUCCAUGAUAUCAAAUCAUCAGGAGAAAAUACCCCUGAGAUAGAGACACUUCUAAGCCCCCCACAAGUUCCGGCAACAGAGGAAAUACAGGAAUUAAAUUCCAAGUGCACACUCCAGGUGUUACCGUAUGAAACCACAUUUCCACUGAAGCCAUCCACAGAGUCCACUCAUAAGCUGCCAGGAAAUGAGUCAUCAAAGGAAAAUGUGCAAAAGAAUAUGGAAUGGUUUGUUACUCCAGUGUUCAAGGAAGAAAAGGAUAACUCAGACCAAGAGAUUCAAGAAUCCAUAGUGAAAACAAAUGUUUUGUCUAAAGACUACAAAGACACUUUUAAUGUCAGCUUACAGAAGCUACUUUCAGAAGCUUCAUCACCAGCAAUCCAACCUUCUGAUGAAAAAGUUCCUGGAAAACAAGUGCUUGGACCAGGUGGUGCUGAAAAUAGGACAUGUCCUCAAAAGGCAGAUUUUGCUGAUACUGAGGAAGCAUCCAAAGGACCUAAGGACAUCAUUAAUGAGUAUGUAGAUAAAACAGUAGCUCCUCCAAAGGUCAAACCAAACACUUUGGCUGCUAGUCUAGAAAAACUCCUGAAGGAAGGAACUGGAACUUUACCCUCUCCCUUGCAAAGCAAGUUGGAACCCAUUACCCAUAGGGUCAACUCCAAGCUUGAAGAGAGUGGAGUUUUUGAAAAAGGCAUAGAACAGAGUGACGACUCAUCAGCAUAUCAGAGAGAGAUGAUAGCUCCUUCUCCAGAAGGGGAAGAAACUUUGGGAAGAAUAGCUCUCCCCCAGCAAACUGAAAGUGGUGAGUGCCAGGGAAACUUGUUUCAGGAGGCUGCUGAAGGCUCUUACCCAUUGGAUCAACCUUCCCAUCUUUACAGAAAGGGUUCUUUUGGGAUUGUGGCCAGCUCUCCCCAAGAUGUGCCUUCUUCCAGAGAUGCUUAUCUUGCUCCUCAGGAUAAGGCACUACCUUCUCAAAGGGAGAUUUCAGAGACUGUGGAAAAAGUCACCGUUCCACCCAAACCUGCAUGGAAAGAUGUAAAUGUUGUAUUACAAAAGCUACUUAGAGAAGCUUGGUUGAGUUACCCAGUUGGGAGGGAAGUAGUUCCUGGAGAAGUAAAAGAAUUUCCUGAAGGAGUACAAGCAGCAGGUAGCCUUCAAAAUUCUCCACCAUCAGCUACAAUGGACAUUACAGUUCCAGAUAGAAAGGAUUUGUAUUCCUUCAAUGCAGUUCCCGAUAAAACUCAUGAAGUUGCAUCUUAUUUAGCUGCCCCAGUGACUCCAUCAGAAGAAACCCUUAGCUCAUAUGGUUCUACUGUUGAUUGGUAUAGCAAAGAAUUACCUCAAGAAGUGGCAGAAAUUGUGAGGGAAACAAUUAUUCAACCUAAAUCAGCAUUCCUUGAAUUCAGGGCUGGCUUAGAGAAACUACUGAAGGAAACAAAUGAAACUCUCUUCUCAACAUAUGAAAGAGAGACAGGUAGUACUGAGGCGCCCAGGCCAGCUGCUUCUGAAUUCCAUCCUGAGGAAAUAAAAGAAAUAGUGAGAAAGUCUGAGGCUCCGUCAAUAACUGAGAGUGCUUUUGAUAUUGGUUUUGAGAAACUCCUUAAAGAAGCAUCAGAAGCUCCCUCUGAUGAGCUCCAGGUGUCAGUGAGGGAAGGAACUCCUGAGAAGGAGACUUCAGAGUCAGAGCAGGCCAGGUUCUUGGGCAGAACCCAAGAGGCCCCCCAAAUGAAGCUUAAGAGUAAUGUUUUUGAAUCUCAAGUCAGCCAGUGUGAUGACAUGUUGAGAGGAGAAGCUGUGACUGAUUUAUCAGGAUAUCUCUGUGGUUCUGAAAGUGGACUUGAGAUCAUCCCUCAGACCCUUUGUGUGGACCAUGAAAUAGGGAUCAUUGAAACCAUAAAGCCCCCAGAGCCCAAGGAUAGUGAAAGUGAGGUUGCAGGGGUUCGAGAAGUGGCUUUUCAGGAGCCUGGCUUUGAAGAGGGUCCUGAAACAAUCAGUGUGUCUGGAAAGAGGCAGCCUGUUCCUCUCCUGACCAACAAGGAAAACUCUACAAAAACAAGUCUACAAAAACAAGUUGAAGUGAUUCUGGCAUCGCCCUAUGAGAGGCAAGAGGAAGAAGAAGAAAGAGAAGGUGUCUCUGACUGUGAUUUUUCAGAUGGAAACUUUGGCUCUGAAGCAGAAAGCUGGAGAAAUAUGUCCAGUUCAGAAGAAGAACCCAGUCCUGUUUUGAAAACUUUGGGAAGGAGUGCUGCUAGGAAAAUGCCUUCCAAAAGUCUAGAAGACAUUUCAUCAGAGUCAUCAAAUCAAGCAAAAAUAGAUAAUCUGCCAGAAGAAUUAGUACGUAGUGCUGAAGAUGUAGAUCAAAAAGCAGAUCAGGACCGCGAUACAAAUGAGUGCAUACCAGGAAUUUCCACAGUGCCUUCACAGCCUGAUAAUCAAUUUUCUCACCCCGACAAACUCAAAAGGAUGAGCAAGUCUGUUCCAGCAUUUCUCCAAGAUGAGAGUGAUGACAGAGAAACAGAUACAGCAUCAGAAAGCAGUUACCAGCUCAGCAGACACAAGAAGAGCCCCAGCUCUUUAACCAAUCUUAGCAGCUCCUCUGGCAUGACGUCCUUGUCUUCUGUGAGUGGCAGUGUGAUGAGCGUGUACAGUGGAGACUUUGGCAACCUGGAAGUCAAAGGAAGUAUUCAGUUCGCAGUUGACUAUGUGGACUCCCUGAAGGAGCUGCAUAUCUUUGUGGCCCAGUGUAAAGACUUAGCAGCUGCAGAUGUUAAAAAACAGCGUUCAGACCCAUAUGUGAAGACUUACCUGUUACCAGACAAGGGCAAAAUGGGCAAGAAGAAAACACUUAUAGUGAAGAAAACCUUGAGUCCUGUGUAUAAUGAGAUACUGCGGUAUAAAAUUGAAAAGCAAACCUUAAAGACACAGAAGCUGAACCUGUCUGUAUGGCAUCGGGAUACAUUUAAACGCAAUAGCUUUCUAGGGGAAGUGGAACUUGAUUUGGAAACUUGGGACUGGGACAACAAGCAGAAUAAACAAUUGAAGUGGUAUCCUCUGAAGCGGAAGACAGCACCAGUUGCCCUUGAAGCAGAAAACAGAGGUGAAAUGAAGUUAGCUCUCCAAUAUGUUCCUGAGCCAAUUCCUGGUAAAAAGCUUCCUACAACUGGAGAAGUGCACAUCUGGGUGAAGGAAUGCCUUGACCUGCCAAUGCUAAGGGGCAGCCAUCUAAACUCUUUUGUUAAAUGUACCAUCCUUCCAGAUACAAGUAGGAAAAGUCGCCAGAAGACAAGAGCCGUAGGGAAAACCACCAACCCUGUCUUCAACCACACCAUGGUGUAUGACGGGUUCAGGCCUGAAGAUCUCACGGAGGCCUGUGUGGAGCUUACUGUCUGGGACCAUUACAAAUUAACCAACCAGUUUUUGGGAGGUCUUCGGAUUGGCUUUGGGACAGGUAAAAGCUAUGGUACUGAAGUGGAUUGGAUGGACUCUACUUCAGAGGAAGUUGCUCUCUGGGAAAAGAUGGUGAAUUCCCCCAACACUUGGAUUGAAGCAACCCUGCCUCUCAGAAUGCUGUUGAUUGCUAAGAUUUCCAAGUGAACUCAAAGUCCAUUGGCUCCACCACUGAACACUACUAACCAGGUGGAAUGUGGUCCUGAAAAUCAGACUCUGUGAGCAGAGAUCUUCACCUCCUAUCUGUUGGCACUAAUGAAUGCCACACAGCAUAUUAAAGUCAACCUGCAGGUCCUCUUUGGUUACAAGGCCCAAGAGAUUUAAACAAUAACAAAAUAUGUAAUGUAUUUGUGACUCCAGUGUUAAAGAAGACAUUUCAGAAAGCUAGGAAAAUCCAACUGUUGCUUCACAGAAAAAGCUGCCAAAAAAUUAAAUGUGGGGUGUUGUUAAUGGGCAAAGUUUCCAAGUUUGCCAUCAUGUGCUUCCACCCAGUCUUGUGCUCCAUUUAGGAAAGCCUGCCUCUUGACCACUGAGAUUCCUUGUAAGAAAUGUGUAGGUUGUGGGAAAAAGUGACAAAAGGAUGCUAAUAUGGGGGAGAGGAGGCAGAAAAUCAGUGAUGAUAAAGAAUUUUACCAUAAGAAAUCCAUUUACUCUGUAAUCUCUAUUAAAACAUGGAAUUCCAUGUUAAGGGAAUGAGACUGAAUUUUACUGCAUGUAUUUUGGGUCGAGAAACUGCUUUCCCUUUUCCCAGUGUUAAGUCUUGAAUGUGCUUUGGUGCCACCCACUGGCCAUAGGUGAAAUUUAUUUUUUGGCUUAAUUUUCUCCUGGGGUAGGUCUUAAGCCUAUACUUUUUAACAGAGUAUGUAAAAAGCAAAACACCAAAAAAAAAGUUGCAUAUAUAGAUUGUUUUUCUUAUAACUCUACUAUAUGAAAGCAGCAUGAGAGUGGUCACUGACAUGCUUUGCAACAAAGUUUUAAUUAGAAUGUAAAUUGUUAAAUUAUAUUGUACUUCCUAUGUAUGUAUAAUUUUCAUAAAAUAUUUUGUAAAAACCCUUAGAAUAAAUUAUUAUGAUUCAAAUGUA